Messenger RNA from Mizuhopecten yessoensis (Yesso scallop), 2766 nucleotides. RefSeq names its product 14-3-3 protein epsilon-like. Gene Ontology annotation, biological process: signal transduction. The record is from RefSeq and is a predicted model, not a curated record. The coding region runs from base 137 to 913 and encodes 258 amino acids. Lineage: Eukaryota; Metazoa; Mollusca; Bivalvia; Pectinida; Pectinidae. The transcript has 5 exons. Gene Ontology annotation, cellular component: cytoplasm.
GCGUAUGUGCGCAUGAAUACAUUAGCUAUUGAAUUUUUCAGGUGGACUACUUUCUAGGGGCCAUUUCCUCUUAUUCACGAACUUCCUGUUAUUUCCAUCGGAAAUCCAGCUUCAUCGAGGAAUUUAGAGCAUCAAAAUGGGCGAACGGGAGGAGUGUGUAUAUAGAAGUAAAUUGGCUGAACAGGCCGAGAGAUAUGAAGAUAUGGUAGAAUGGAUGCAGAAAGUGGCAGAAAUGGAUCAAGAGAUGACGGUAGAAGAACGUAACUUGCUUUCUGUUGCCUACAAAAAUGUUAUUGGAACAAAAAGGGCAUCAUGGAGAAUAAUAACUGGAAUUGAACAAAAAGAGGUCGAAAAAAAAAGUGAAACGGGCAAGCAAUUGGGUUACAUCGUGGAAUACAGAAAAAAGAUUGAGCAAGAAUUGAAACAAACCUGCAAUAAAGUGUUACAAGUGUUAAAAAAUAUCUUGGAAAGACAGGAACUUACAUCAGGAGAAUCGAAAGUGUUCUACUAUAAAAUGGAGGGGGAUUAUAACCGCUAUCUAGCAGAGUUCUCCACUGGUGAUGACAGAAAAAAAGCCUCUGAAGACAGUUUACUGGCCUACACAAAUGCUACACAAGCAACUGGGGCAGAUCUACCACCCACCCACCCCAUUCGCCUUGGUUUGGCCCUCAACUUUUCAGUAUUUUACUAUGAAAUUCUGAACUCGCCCAAAAAGGCGUGCGACCUUGCGAGAGAAGCCUUUGAUGAAGCUGUAGGCCAGUUGGAACAACUGUCUGAGGAAAGUUACAAGGAUUCAACACUAAUCAUGCAGCUGUUGAGGGACAACCUGACACUGUGGACCACCGACAUGGGAGAUGCCGAGGAGGAACAACAGGGCGGAGUUGUGGAGGACAUCGAAGGGCAAGAUUCUUAGUGUGACCCUAUAUCUUCGGCUGUAUCGGAUGCUUAGUAGCAACAUCUUAAUUAUUAUAUAAAUGUAACGAAGGAAUCAUUUGAUGCAACGAGUACUAAGCAUGUUGUCUAUAGAACUUUGGAGCCCCUAUAAGGGUGAGAUACUUUCUAUCAAGAUGUAGUGCUAAAUUAAGACAUGCCAGAUGAAAGACUUUUGCAGAAAAUUUUGAUUAAGGAGUUUUGACUUUUGAGAUCAUCUUGUACUUUUGGCAAAAUAUGUGUCCCCUAAUUUAAAUGAAAACAAUAUGAAAUUUUUGGUAUAUCGGGUGAAAUAGUAGUAUGCUUACAUGCACUUUGUACUUGUUACAUCAAAUUAGGUUAUGGUGAGGAUCUGUUGCUAUAGUAACCAUUCCUGUAACUUGAGGCCCCUUAGAAAGUGACCUUGCCCCUGUAAAAAGGCAGACAACCCAGAUUUAGUGUUACUAGAAUUGUAUUGGUCAGUGUAAAGAAAGAGCAUUUGUGUGGAGAAACGGACCUUGAUGUCUUAAAAGAAAAUGUCACCCAUGCAUAUAGGUGUGGUAAUUGUAGGAGAAAAAAUAAGUUAACAAUAAUACUAUUUACUAAAAUUAAGUCCAGAUAUAUUUAUUGAUAUACUGGUGAUGGUGACGGGGCCUGACCUUUGUUAUUAUUUAAGGGGCAAGUCAAUGAUUUUUUUUUUUUUAUAUUGGUAGUACUGCUCUAUCUUUAGAAUCUCGGGUGUAAAGGUCUACAUGCCAGAAGCAGUGACUGAGCUGUUCCAGUAACUUGAAACACUACGGAUUGGUGACCUUUUUCGCUGCGUACCUAUUCCCACUAUGGCACAUAUGUCUUGGUCAAACAAAAACACUUUUGGUAGUUUGUUUUGAAAAGAAAAAGAAGUGUAAGGUGCGCUGGCGCCAGAAUAGGUCGGCAAUCGGUAAUGUACUAAGGCUUGAUUUUCACACCCCUGAAUCAGUAAAAAAUAUUUCCUUUGUAUCUAAUGUGAACUGACAUAAAAUUUCAAACAAAUCCCCUAGGUGAUAGAUACAUCCAAAUUCACCUUUAUUCCGAAAAACAAAAUGUUAAAAAAAAUAAUGAACUUCAGACAUUGACUGAUCAAAUAUUGUUGCUCAACAUUGUUGUGUGUACUGUGUUACUAUUUACAAAUUUACCAUGUCCAUUUUCCAUUAUCGCACGUCCUAGGGAACAGUGAGUGCUCAGAUUGGUUUAAAAAAGGUUGUAAUUUUAUUGUUAUGAUUAAUGCAUGCCAUCAUUACAUGCAGGUUUUUUCAUUCUUGUUCAAGUUUUCAUUUGGCUUCAUGUAGAUAACACUCAAUGACUUGAUAUAAAGAGCAAAAUUUGUAGUUUUCACAUUGCAUUGUCCUGUUUUUGUGAUUUUUUUUUACACUUGAGUGUGAUUAUUGUGUUAAUUUUUGAUAUGUUUGCCCUCUGAUGUACAAGAGAUAGAAAAUUCCGACUUGUGUAAUUUUACAGCGUUUAUACAAAUGAACCACGAACAGAUGUUUAUUUUGGGAACUAUUGAUAUUCCAGGAUCCAAGGUCUGAUUAGGUAUACUUUAAAGACUAAUUAACAAUCUAACACUGUCCAUAACUGGUAUAUGCUGUAGUAACUUAUUAGGGGAAGUGUCUAACUUCAUUACAAACUUUACCCUGAAAAGUCGUGUGACUUCUCAUCCAUGGAGGAUGAGCUGCAUUGAUUGCACUGUCAGUUUUCUUAUGUCCAAUAAGUAGAAAGCAAAUUGAAGCAAAUUUUUUGUAGAAUGAAUAUCAUGAAUUGUAUGUCUCUGUAAUGUGCUUUUCUAACAGUAAAACAUUAAAAAGCAACAAUAUACUGCCA